This is a messenger RNA of Adineta steineri, 3234 nucleotides long. The record is from the annotation of a GenBank genome assembly. NCBI's taxonomy places the organism in Eukaryota, Metazoa, Rotifera, Eurotatoria, Adinetida, Adinetidae.
AUGGAAAAAUAUAAUAAACAAAAAGUAAUAGGUUCAGGUGCGUUUGGUCAAGCAUGGCUUGUUCAAUCGAAAAGUGAUUCAAAAAAAUAUGUUAUGAAAGAAAUUAAAAUUGCUAAAAUGGGUAAAAAAGAACGUGAUGAUUCAAGAAAAGAAGUUAAAGUUCUCAGUGAAAUGAAACAUCCAUAUAUUGUUUCUUAUAUUGAAUCAUUCGAAGAUCCAACAAGUUUAUUUAUCGUCAUGGAUUUUUGUGAUGGUGGAGAUUUACAUUCACGUAUUCUACAACAACGUGGAAUUUUAUUUAAAGAAGAUCAGAUACUUGAUUGGUUUGUGCAAAUAACUUUAGCACUUAAACAUGUGCAUGAUCGAAAAGUACUUCAUCGUGAUAUUAAAUCACAAAAUAUUUUUUUAACAAGUGAUGGUUUAGCAAAAUUAGGUGAUUUUGGUAUAUCAAAAGUUUUAAAUACUACAUGUGAAUUAGCUCGUACACAAAUAGGUACACCAUAUUAUUUAUCACCUGAAAUAUGUCAACAAAGACCAUAUAAUAAUAAAUCUGAUGUUUGGAGUCUUGGUUGUGUUUUAUAUGAAGUAACUACUCUUAAACAUGCUUUUGAUGCUAAUAAUAUGAAUGGUCUUAUAAUGAGAAUUGUUCGUGGUUCAUUUAAUCCAAUACCUGCGACGUUUAGUACUGAUUUACGAGGUAUAAUAACACUCAUGCUUAAACGAGAACCACGCGAACGUCCUUCUGUAAAUACGAUUUUAAAAAAAUCAUUUAUCUAUCGUCGCAUUCCAAAAUAUUUAGCAGAUGAAGUGCAACAAGCUGAAUUUGAUCAUACUGUUUUACAUGGUCAAAAACUAUCUUUUGAUGCUGCUCAUCCAAAUCCAUCACCAGUCGGUCGUCCGCUAGUAGUUCCAAAAUCAAAUGUUCUACAUCAACCACCAGCUUCUGCUCGACCAGGUUCAGCAGCAGCAAAAGUACCAUUACAUGAUCCAGUUAAAGUUUAUGCAAAUCCUUCACCUAUGAGACGUCCAGCUUCUGCAACUCCUAGUCCUGCAAAUCGUGUACCAUUAGUCAAAAAAUCGAAUGCAGUUACUCCAAAACCAGCUAUAUCUGUUGAGAAAGAGAAUGAAAUAGCAAGACAACGCAGAGAAAUUGCUAGAAAAAAAGAAGAAGUAGAAAAGUUGGAGAAAAAACAACGCGAACUAUACGAGAAGGAGCAAAAAUCACGUAUUCAACGUGAUAAAUAUCGUAGUCCUUUGUUGUCAUAUAAUAGUGGUUCGGAUCAAUCAGAUGUAAAUAAACAGCCUCCUCCACCACCACUAAUAAUUCCACAACCUAAAAUGAAUCAAAUAUCAGCAAGAAAACCAGUUGUAGCAUCACCGAUUCCAAGUACACCUAAAGCAGGUAAUUAUGAUCAAUAUCAUGCAUUCUUAGAUCAACAUAAACAAAAAAUGGCUGAUGGAGAACGCAAUAUGGAUGAUUGGACUAAAAAUAAUCAAAUGCAACAACCUAAUUCUCAUAUUCAAGUAUAUCAAACACCACCUCCUGCGAAUCAAAAUUUUCGUCCAACUCCAGGUGCAAAUGUUGGUCGACCACCAGCAGUAAAAAAUGAUUAUUUCGAAAAUAGACGACAAGCUCAAUUCAAUAAAGAUCGUGGACAAGGUUUUAUAGGCGGAGCUGCUGCUGCUAUCAAUCCAAAUAUUGGUCAAGUAGCUGAAGUAGAACGAAAUCUUGAUGAAAUUCGUCGAAAAAAUCUCGUAGGUAAACGUGAAAUAAAUAAUAAACCACCAACUGCAUUUAAAAAAUUUGCUGCGAAUAAACCAUCCAAUAAUAUUCAAGUUGAUGAUCGAUAUCGUUCAGCUUAUGAUCAACAGGCUAUUAUAUCUCAAAGAGAAAAAGAAAAAAAAGCUGAAGAAGCAGCGUUAAAAAAGAUUGAAGCAGUUAAUAAUAAUCUCACUGAAGUAUUGAAUGAUCUUGGUAGUCGACCAUCAAGUGCAAAUCAAGAAAGAAAAAAGAAUAUUUUACAAGAUCUGAAUCAAAAAAGUGCUCGAGAACGUUGGAAUGAAAGAGGUGGACCGCCAAAAGUCCGUUCACAAUGGAAUCAACAAGCACCGCUUGAUUCGGCAGUUCUUAAUCGUCAAUCUAUAAUGAAUGAUUCAUGUUUAACAGAUCUAAAUAUUCAAGGACAAGCUAUGAAUUUAGAAAGACCAAAUACACCGAAUCGACAACAAUGGGGUGCAGCACCACGUGGUACAAUUAUAAGUGUACUUGAACAUGCAAAUGUUUACGAUAAUACAUUAACAAGUACAGUUAAUACGGCAACAUCAGAUAUUGGUUUAAAAGCAUUAGCUAAUCGAGUUAAUCCAAAUCGACACAAUGAAACUUAUGUUAUUAGUAGUCCAAAACCAGUUAUUUCUUCUAGUACCACAACAGAUGAAACAUCGAAAAAACCAAAAGAAAAUGAUUUAGUUGUGGAAGAUUUACAGAGAACAUUGACUGAAGACAAAAAACAGAGAACUAUAUCAGCAUCAGAUAAAGUUGAACUUAUCGAAUGUUUAACAACAGGACGUCUCGAUGCCAAAAAUAAAUUUCUUCUUCGAACUGUUUCCAAUCCAGAAUUACAUAAAAUUGAUGAAUUACCUGAAGAAACAACAACGAUUAAAUCACAUAAAUUGAAUCGAAGUUUAACUGAUAUUGUUCAAUCAUCACAAGAACCAUUAUUUUCUGGUACUAAAAAAGAAAUUACUCGCACUAGUACUAGUAGUAGUGACUCGAAUUCAAGCGGUGAAAAAUCUGAUGAUGGCGACGAUGAUGAAGAUACACAGACAUUAAAACAAGCUUAUCAAAGUUGGUUAAUCGAUGAUGAUGAUGAUGAAGAUGAAGAUGAAAAUAAAAUGAAACAUUGUGCAAGUGAACCUGUUAUAAAAAAAGAUGAGAAAUCAAGAAUAUCACUUACAGAAGAUGAUGAUGAUAAUGACGAUGAUAAUAUUUGGUGUAAUCUAGAAGAUGAAGAUAAUCUUGAACAACGUGUUAAACUUGAUGAUGAACGAGAAGAACAAUUACGUAAAAUUCUCGGUGAUGAAACGUUAGAAAUUGUACGUCAAGCACUCAAGCAAAAUGAAGGAGUUGAUCCUGAUAUUAUAUCAAGUCUUUUACCAGAAGAUAAACGUUAUAUAGUUGAAACAGAUGCUUUUCUAACAUUGAUUACAAUGAAUGCAAGAUCAAUGAAAAAAUAA